AUGGCUGGGAAUGAUUUUGAACAUGCAGACGCCAUAGCAGACUGUGUUCUCGCUGCCUUUGAUGCUCUGCCAGCUCAUCGCAAACCGCGACUGCCUUCUUCAGGCCUCAAAGCAGGCCGUAGAGAAUGGGUUCCACUGGCAGGCAUAGUGCUUGAGAACAGCCAGGGUGCUUUGACAUGUGCUUCCCUAGCCACUGGCAUGAAAUGCUUGCCUCGUGAUAAGAUACAAGGUCUAGACGGCAAUGUUGUGCAUGACAGCCAUGCUGAGAUUCUGGCUUUGCGAGCUUUCAACCGCUUCCUUCUUGACCAGUCUGCUUUGCUGUGUGCUGAUCCUUCUGCUGACAGCCUCCUCAUAUCAACCUCUGCACAGAAGCCUUUCACAAUUGAUCCCCGCUUCACCAUCCACAUGUACUGUAGCGAGGCUCCCUGUGGCGAUGCCAGUAUGGAACUCACCAUGGCUCAGCAGGAUGAUCAAUCUCCCUGGACAUCUACAUCAGAAGUUGACUCUGACGAACUGUUUGGAAGAGGCUACUUUGGCACCCUCGGCGUAGUACGUCGGAAGCCUGCUCGACCAGAUGCUCCGCCCACCUUCUCAAAGUCGUGCUCUGACAAACUCGCCCUCAAGCAAUACAUUUCUGUACUUUCUGCCGUCAGCUCCUUGUUGAUACAUCCAGAAAAUGCAUAUAUCCAUACCCUUGUCAUGCCUCAGAGUCAAAUGAUUCCUGAGGCCUGCGACCGAGCUUUUGGUCGCAAUGGGCGUCUAUCAGCAUUGCAAGAUACGUCCUCUGGGCCUUUUGCCUUUCGUCCUUUUGCCGUUCGCCCAACUACUCGCGAAUUCGCCUUCAGCCGGCGAAUCGCUGAUGCAACUACUACUUCCAUCGUACCAUCGAACAUCUCUUCUCUGAAAUGUGGACCCAAGCAAGAGACUCUCAUCAACGGCACGCUUCAAGGGAGGAAGCAAGGCGAUCCGAGAGGAUCCUCUGCCGUAUCCAGACGUUCAAUGUGGGCCCUGGCACUGAAAGUCGCUACCUCGCUGGCACAACCUGCUCUCGUCGCUGCUCUGAAUGCAAAGUCUUACGCAGAGGUCAAGGCCAGCAAGACGCUGGCCGAACGAGAAGCUGCCAAACAAACUGCCAGGAAGUUGUCACUACAAGGCUGGAAGAGAAACAUUGGGGAUGAUGAAUGGUCGUUAUCAGAAACGAAGUCUCCUGUAUGA
Messenger RNA from Aureobasidium vineae, 1215 nucleotides. The record is from the annotation of a GenBank genome assembly. Lineage: Eukaryota; Fungi; Ascomycota; Dothideomycetes; Dothideales; Saccotheciaceae.